UUCGCGUCAGAAACAACACACGAGUCGUUUGUAACUUACACGUUUUAGUGUAGAUUCAUUGUGAUAUUUUAAAAAUGGAUACGACAGAGAAAAAAUACAGGAAGGUCAAUCCUGCUAAAAGCGCUAAUGUGUUUUCUUUACUUACGUUCCUAUACAUGUUUCCAAUAUUCAAACGAAGUUUCAAAAACGGCGUCAGAGAAGAAGACCUUUUCAGGCCUUUAGAUGAACACAAUUCUCAGAUAUUGGGGGAAAAACUUGAAAAGGUUUGGACGGAGCAACACAGGAAACAUAAAAAGUCAGCACUGCAUAGGGCUUUAUUUAAACUUUUUGGUCCUCAGUUUAUCAUUUUGGGUAUUUUGAAAGGGAUUGACGAAGUUAUGUUGGUAGUAUUAAUUCCCUUAUCGAUCGGUCGCUUAGUCUCUUACUUUGGAGGGGGCCGAGACGAUAUAUCUGAAACUGAAGCCUACCUACAAGCCCUGGCAAUAGUUUUGUGCCUUGUAUUGGACGCCUUUAUAAGUCACCCAUCCAUGAUGGGUUUUAUGCACAUUACCAUGAAAAUGAGAGUUUCUUGCAGUUCAUUACUGUAUCGAAAAGCUCUCCGAUUAAGUCAAACUGCCUUAGCUAGUACAACAAUCGGUCAAUUAGUAAAUUUACUAUCUAAUGACGUGAGUAGAUUUGACCAAGGUUUCUUAUUAGCCCAUUACGUCUGGAUAGGGCCUAUCCAAGCCGCUGUUGGAACAUAUCUCAUUUAUCGAGAAAUAGGAGUAGCGGCUUUUUUUGGCAUAGGAUUUCUUCUAUCUUUCAUUCCAAUGCAAAUUUGGUUGGGGAAAAGAACCUCAGUUUUAAGAUUGAGAACGGCCUUAAGGACGGAUGAAAGAGUUCGAUUAAUGAAUGAAGUUAUCUCAGGGAUUCAAGUAAUUAAAAUGUAUUGCUGGGAAAAACCCUUCUCGCAGCUUAUCGCCUACGCUAGAAAGAAAGAAAUGAACACAAUUCGAGCACACGCCUUUCUAUUAGGUUUAAUCUACUCGUUUGAAAUGUUUGUUACUAGAACCUCGGUAUUUAUAAGUAUUUUGGGUUACGUUUUGCUUGGAUCAUACAUCACUGCCGAAAAAGUAUUCACAGUGAAAGCAAUCUACGAUGUACUUAGACCUGUCAUUACGAUACUUUUCUCAGUUAGUAUUACCUCAAUAGCGGAGGUCAAUGUCUCAGUUUUGAGGAUCCAGAAGUUUCUUUCUUUCGCGGAGCAUGAACUCGAAAAACCCAAAUUAUUCAAGAAUGGUGUUAGUAAAAAUGGUAGUAACGGUUCGCUUGUGCCUUACCACAGUCCUGUGGAAAUCAGACCAAGAAUUUUGGUAGAAAGUGUGAAUGCUAAAUGGUUAAAGACAAACAAUGAAAGCACUUUAAAAGAUAUAAAUCUCAGUAUUUCUUCUAACCAAGUCGUGGCUGUGAUCGGACCAGUUGGGAGUGGGAAAAGUAGUUUAUUGAAUGUUUUUCUCAAAGAGUUGCCUUUGGAGAGUGGUAAACUGGAUAUACAAGGUACGAUUUCUUACUCGUCCCAAGAACCUUGGCUUUUCUCGGCUAGUGUACGCCAGAACAUUCUCUUCGGAAAUGAAUAUGACGAAGAAAGGUAUAAACAAGUUGUUGAAGUUUGUGCUUUGUUGUCCGAUUUUGAAUUAUUCCCAUAUGGGGACAAAACCUUAGUCGGGGAAAAAGGGAAAGCUUUGAGUGGAGGACAAAAAGCACGGAUUAAUCUUGCCAGAGCUAUUUAUAAGAAAGCCGACAUUUAUCUCCUUGAUGAUCCCUUAUCUGCUGUUGAUGCCAAUGUGGGAAAACAUCUCUAUGAAAGGUGUGUUAAAGGGUUCCUCAAGGACAAAAUCUGCAUUUUAAUUACCCACCAACUUCAAUAUUUAAGUAGUGCUGAUAAAAUAAUCAUAAUGAAGGAUGGCAAAAUUGAAAUGCAAGGGACAUAUACAGAACUGCAGACUAGUGGUUUGGAUUUUGCUAAAUUACUCGAACAGUUUCAUAUAGAAGAGGAAGAAGAGAAAGAUAAGAAGAAAGCAAAGUCGAGGCAAAAUUCGGAAUGUACCGUUGAAAAAGAAGAGGAAAAUGAAGAACCAUCCAUUGAGAAAGAACAAAUGAAAAGUGGGAGUAUUAAAGGAAAGCUUUAUUUGGAAUAUUUAAGAGCAGGUGGAGGAAAAAUUAUGAUAACUUUACUGGCGUUAGCUUUCCUUAUCGGUCAGUUUAUUGCAAACGCUGGUGAUUAUUAUGUAUCCUACUGGGUAAAUUUAGAACAACAGUAUUCGGAACGAAUCUUGAACAAUUUGACCAAAGAAAAUGAAACUCUAGAGCGACUUCCCAUUAUUUUUACAUAUUCAGGGAUUAUCUUAGGAACAAUAAUUUUUUCUGUCGUCCAUUCUCUUUAUUUCAUGUUGUAUUUCAUAAUUGCGUCUAUUAAUUUGCAUCGCAUCAGUUUCUCAAGCAUAAUUAAAGCGACAAUGCGAUUUUACAACAACAAUCCUUCCGGAAGAAUUCUUAAUAGGUUUUCGAAAGAUUUAGGAUACAUUGAUGAAUAUAUCCCGCCAGUUUUAUUCGACGUCAUUGAAGUUGGGUUAAUGUUGAUUGGUGCUCUUUUCCUGUCAUUCAUUGUUGAUCCUUGGCUCUUCGUACCUUCAAUGAUCUUAAUCACAAUCUUCUAUUUUUUAAGAGUUGUUUAUAUACGAACUAGUAGAAGCGUGAAACGAAUUGAAGGAAUCACAAGAAGCCCGAUUUACAGCCACUUAACCGCCUCUAUGCACGGCUUAAGUACAAUUCGAGCAUUUUCUGCUCAAAAAAUCUUAAUCAACGAAUUCGACAAUUUCCAAGAUAAUCACAGUGCCGCUUGGUUCCUUUUCAUUGCUUCAAACCGAUGUUUCGGUUUUUGGCUCGACGUGAUUUGCAUUAUUUUCUUUGCAGUUGCAAUUUUCGUUCUCAUGUAUUUUAACAAAAGCAUUUAUGGUGGCGAUAUCGGCUUGAUUGUAACACAAUACAUCAUGCUUAUUGGUUCCUUACAGUGGGGAAUGCGCCAAUGGAGCGAAUUAGAAAACCAUAUGGUCUCAGUGGAGCGACUGUUGGAGUAUCGAAGCAUCGAAAGCGAACCCGAACGAAAACAAAUCACGAAUUUACCCAAAGAGUGGCCACAACAAGGUCGAAUCGAAUUUCAAAACGUUUAUCUCAAGUACAAUCUUUCGGAUCCCUACGUUUUGAAAAACCUUAACUUUAUAGUCGAACCGAAAGAAAAAAUCGGAAUUGUUGGCAGAACUGGAGCUGGGAAAUCCUCAACAAUCACUGCUUUGUUCCAAUUGUACCCCAUUGAAGGAAGCAUAAUUAUCGACGGUGUGGAUACUACGAAACUUCCUCUUGAAGAAGCUAGAUCAAAAAUCUCGAUCAUUCCGCAAGAACCGGUCUUAUUUUCCGGAACUAUGCGAAAAAAUUUAGAUCCAUUUGAAGAGUUUACGGAUGAAAUGCUUUGGAAUGCUCUAGAACAGGUCGAAUUGAAAGAUGUGGUGUCGGAACUUCCGGCCGGUUUGCAUUCCAAUGUUUCGGAAGGGGGGUCAAACUUCAGUGUUGGGCAAAGACAGUUAGUUUGUCUUGCAAGAGCUUUGAUAAGAAAUAACAAAAUUCUGGUCAUGGAUGAAGCAACAGCUAAUGUCGAUCCACAUACUGAUGCUUUGAUUCAGAACACGAUAAGAGACAAAUUCUCGAAUUGUACUGUUUUGACCAUAGCCCACAGGUUACAUACUGUCAUGGAUUCGGACAAGAUUUUGGUGAUGAAUGCCGGAUCUGUCGAAGAGUAUGACCACCCGUACAACCUCCUAAGGAAAGAAGGAGGAAUUCUUCACAACUUGGUACAAACAACGGGAAAAGCGACUGCGUCAAACUUGGAAAAUAUUGCAAAAGAAAGUUUCGAGAAGAAAAUAAAGACAGAGUGAAGCCUUGCCUAUUCUUACACAUUUCAAAUCUGUGAUGUUUUCUACUUAAUUAUUCCAUGCCCAGUAUUGUACCAUACAAAACAAUAAAGCAAAAAUAACCGAUUAA
Messenger RNA from Tribolium madens (black flour beetle), 4074 nucleotides. Its product is annotated as probable multidrug resistance-associated protein lethal(2)03659. Gene Ontology annotation, biological process: transmembrane transport. Gene Ontology annotation, molecular function: ABC-type transporter activity; ATP binding; ATP hydrolysis activity. Gene Ontology annotation, cellular component: membrane. The record is from RefSeq and is a predicted model, not a curated record. The transcript has 9 exons. NCBI's taxonomy places the organism in Eukaryota, Metazoa, Arthropoda, Insecta, Coleoptera, Tenebrionidae. Bases 75 to 3968 code for a protein of 1297 amino acids.